This is a messenger RNA of Fragaria vesca subsp. vesca, 2409 nucleotides long. Its product is annotated as protein FAR1-RELATED SEQUENCE 5-like. The coding region runs from base 1 to 2409 and encodes 802 amino acids. The record is from RefSeq and is a predicted model, not a curated record. Gene Ontology annotation, biological process: regulation of DNA-templated transcription. The transcript is spliced from 7 exons. Lineage: Eukaryota; Viridiplantae; Streptophyta; Magnoliopsida; Rosales; Rosaceae.
AUGGAAACUCGUCCAUGGUUGCAAGAAGGCACAAAUACAAACAGUGGGACGGAUGACAUUGCAAGAAAUAUUUUAGAUGAGGGCAUCAGUAAGUCUCUUGAUUGGAUUCCUCGAAUAGGGAUGCAAUUUGAUACCCUAGAUGCUGCAUUUGAAUUUUGGAAGAACUACGGAGGCCGAACUGGUUUUGGGGUCCGAAAAAUGUAUGCAAACAAGAGUCGAAGAGAUGGACAAAUUACUACAGUCAGAUAUGUGUGCGCAAAAGAGGGUCAUCGAGUACCAGAUAAACGUGAUCAUCUAACAAAGACCCCUAGAGCAGAAACAAGAACAGAAUGUCUUGUACGCUUGGGACUGCAAUUCAAUAGAGAAAGUAGCAAGUUUGAAGUUCAUGAUUUUGUGAGUGAGCAUAACCAUGUUCUGCAUACUGAGGAAACAUGUUUCAUGAUUCCAACUCAACGGAAUCUAGUAGAUGGCCAAACUGUUCAUAUUGAUUUUGCGACUGACUCUGGACUUAAGCCAAAGGCUGCACACCAAUUUUUCAGUCAACAAGUUGGUGGGAGGGAAAAUUUGGGAUACACUGAAAGAGAUCAAAAAAAUUACUUGAGAAGUAAGCGCCAAAAGGACAUGGCCUAUGGAGAAGCGGGGAGUCUCUUGAGAUAUUUACACAACCAAUCUUGUGAGAACCCCUCAUUUCAAUAUGCUGUACAACUGGAUAGUGAAGAACAGAUUACAAAUAUUUUUUGGGCAGAUACAAGGAUGAUUAUUGCUUAUGCUCAUUUCGGAGAUGUCAUUACUUUCGACACCACAUAUAGUACUAAUAAAGAAUAUAGGCCUUUUGGGGUAUUUGCUGGGUUUAAUCAUCACAGAGAGACUGUAAUAUUUGGGGCUGCUCUCCUUUAUGAUGAGACCGCUGAAUCUUUUAAGUGGCUGUUCCAGACAUUCCUAGAAGCACAUAAGCAAAAAACGCCGAAGACUAUAUUUACAGACCAAGAUCCGGCAAUGGCAAAGGCAUUGUCUGAGGUGCUUCCAGAUACAUUUCACGGAUUAUGUAGUUGGCAUAUAAUGCAAAAUGGAAUUAAGCAUUUGGGAUACCUGAUGAAGGAAGGCUCAUAUUUUCUUACAGAAUUUUCAACAUGCAUGUAUGAGCACGAGGAAGUGGAAGAAUUUGAAGAUGCUUGGAGUGCUAUGCUAGACAGAUAUAAUGUUCGCACCAAUCCAUGGUUGCUGAAGACAUAUGAAAUUAAGGAGAAAUGGGCUAAAUGUCACAUGAAAGAGGUGUUUACCAUUGGAAUGCGAAGUACACAGCUUAGUGAAAGCCUUAACAGUGAUUUGAAAGAUCACUUGAAGUCAGACAUGGAUAUCAUACGCUUUUUCAAUCAGUUUGAAAGAGUCGCUGAUGAUAAGCACUAUAAGGAGCUAGAAGCUGAGUAUAAUUCUAGACAAAAGUUACCAAGAGUGAAGGUCCAGAAAUCGCCUGUACUACAACAAGCAGCGAAAGUAUACACUCCAGCAAUUUUUGAAAAGUAUUUUCAAGAGGAAUUUGAUUGGUCUUCAGCAGCUAUUAUAAAACAGCAUGAGGAUUCUACUCAAACACAUGAGUAUACAAUUGCCCUAGUAGAUGAAAAGAAAAAGCAUAAGGAGCAUAAGAGGUGGACCAGGGAGGCAAGAAAUGAGGUUGUUGCAAGCAUGAAUGAGACCAAUGUAGUGGAUGAUAAGAAAUUGGCUAUAGGUAAGCGAUAUAGAAGUGCUUGCCCUAUAUUAGUUGAUAUUGCAUCUAGAGCAUCUGGAGAUGAAAAAGCCUUUAAGUUGGUAAUGAAAGUCGCACACGAGCUAAGGAAACAAGUUGAGGACAUCUUUUUGAACAAACCAACAACAAGUCCUGAUGAACAUAAUAAUUCUUCACAAGGUGAAGGUGAGAGGAUUGUUCAAGAAAGUCAGCUUGAAGACUUGCUUCUAAAGGUAAAAGGUCUGAAGAAGAAAACCAGUUGUAAAGGUCGCAAAAAACGCCCCAAGGCUUGGCAUGAGAAUAUAGGCAAGAGAAAGAGAAAAUAUUCAAGGAAAGAUAAUUCAAUUCAAGAAUCGGAUCAGGGUCAAGAAGUUGAACCACCAAAAAAGGCAAACAAGAACUCAACUGAUAAGAAUACAUCAGUGUCUAAUAAUGAUCAAACAGUACCUCAACAAUCACAGGUUCAAGCUCAACCAUCAAGAAAGAGAAACACCAGAUCGUCUAAUAAAGAUCAAUCACUGCCUCAACCAUCUGAGAAUCAAGAAGCUAGACCUUCAAGAAAGAGAAAUAAGAAAUCCUCUACUGAAAACCAAUCACUACCUCAAGAGUCUCAGGAUCAAGGAGCUCCACCAUCAAGCAAGAGGAAGAAACAAUUGUCCACUCGUUUAGUUGGUUAUCAAACAUAG